AUGGUGUCUUGCGCUGAGGAGGAUGGUUGCAGGCUAUUCAAAGAGACACCACAUCCGGACGAGAAGCAACGACAGCAGCUAAGCAAGCAAUUAGGACUGGCUCCUCGCCAGGUCAAGUUCUGGUUUCAAAAUCGCCGCACCCAGAUCAAGGCUAUUCAAGAACGGCACGAGAACUCGCUGCUCAAGGCUGAGCUGGAGAAGCUGCGAGAGGAAAACAAAGCCAUGAGAGAGUCGUUUUCCAAGGCGGCUAAUUCCUCCUGCCCCAACUGCGGAGGAGGCCCCGAUGAUCUCCAUCUCGAAAACUCCAAACUGAAAGCCGAGCUUGAUAAGCUUCGUGCAGCUCUCGGUCGCACUCCCUAUCCCCUGCAGGCUUCAUGCUCCGAAGAUCAAGAACAACGUCUCGGAUCUCUCGAUUUCUACACUGGCGUAUUUGCCCUGGAGAAGUCCCGCAUCGCCGAGAUUGCCAACCGAGCCACCCUUGAACUCCAGAAGAUGGCCACCUCCGGCGAACCUCUGUGGCUCCGCAGCGUUGAGACUGGCCGUGAGAUUCUUAACUACGAUGAGUACCUCAAGGAGUUUCCUCAAGCUCAAGCCUCUUCGUUUCCUGGAAGGAAGACCAUCGAAGCAUCUAGAGAUGUGGGGAUUGUGUUUAUGGACGCGCAUAAACUUGCCCAGAGUUUCAUGGACGUGGGGCAAUGGAAAGAGAUGUUUGCGUGCUUGGUCUCAAAGGCGGCGACUGUUGAUGUAAUCCGUCAAGGUGAAGGGCCUUCACGGAUUGACGGUGCCAUUCAGUUGAUGUUUGGGGAGAUGCAGCUGCUCACUCCGGUCGUUCCCACUAGAGAAGUGUACUUCGUGAGAAGCUGCCGGCAGCUGACCCCUGAGAAAUGGGCUAUUGUGGACGUCUCGGUGUCCGUGGAGGACAGCAACACAGAGAAGGAGGCUUCUCUGCUUAAAUGCCGAAAACUGCCCUCAGGGUGCAUCAUUGAGGACACCUCCAACGGCCACUCCAAGGUCACCUGGGUGGAGCACCUUGACGUGUCUGCCUCCACAGUUCAGCCUCUCUUCCGCUCCUUAGUCAACACCGGUUUGGCCUUUGGGGCUCGACACUGGGUCGCCACACUUCAGCUCCACUGCGAACGCCUCGUCUUCUUCAUGGCUACCAACGUCCCCACCAAGGACUCUCUCGGUCUGUCUAUAUCCCUGGAUCCUCCAUUUACUAUCUCUGUCUUUCGAUACAUAUAAUAUCUUCAUUACUUCUAAACUCUCUCGGU
Camelina sativa (false flax) is the source of this 1271-nucleotide messenger RNA. Lineage: Eukaryota; Viridiplantae; Streptophyta; Magnoliopsida; Brassicales; Brassicaceae. The record is from RefSeq and is a predicted model, not a curated record.